Messenger RNA from Haliotis rubra (blacklip abalone), 2254 nucleotides. Its product is annotated as neuropilin-1a-like. NCBI's taxonomy places the organism in Eukaryota, Metazoa, Mollusca, Gastropoda, Lepetellida, Haliotidae. The record is from RefSeq and is a predicted model, not a curated record. The coding region runs from base 181 to 1491 and encodes 436 amino acids. Gene Ontology annotation, cellular component: membrane. The transcript is spliced from 7 exons. Gene Ontology annotation, biological process: nervous system development.
AUCUACCCUCCAACAAGGAAGUUAAAAGGACUCCAUAUUUACAGCAAAGACAGUGUAACCGGGUGCAAAGUUUCGACUGUCAUUUAUUUUGGCUUUGGAAGCCUGAUUAGUGCCUUUGUGUUAACAAACGUUCAGUAACGUGAACAAGGAAAUGGUAUUUGAAGAAGGAAAGGUGUGACGAUGUCAACAUUCGGUCCUGCGAACAAGUGUUUGUGUUUGUGUUUUGGUGUCAUGCUCCUUGUUUAUCAGUCAGCUUGCCAAGGAAGCAUUGACUGCGGUUUUGAAUCUCAGAAUGAUUUUUGUGGCUGGAACACUUCAAGAGUACCAUGGCAAAGAUCUAAUACCGGGACAGAGACUCCGGGUACUGGACCAGACUUAGGACGAAACGGCUACUAUGUAUAUUUAGAUGCCGAUGACUUCAAAGACAGUGGCAACAUAGUUCAACCUGGAAGGUGUGUUAUGCUGAGUCCGGCUUUUAACACCACUUCCAGAGGAGGCUGUUUCGAGUUUUGGUACCACAUGAAAGGUUCUGGCAUUGGUAACCUCUCUGCAACAGUUGUAGAAGAUUCACCAACAUCAUCGAUCAUGAAGUGGGAGAGAAAAGGGUCACAGGGUUCUCAGUGGAAUUGCGGAUUUUUUACCCUCAACGGAAACAAGAAUAACAUAAAGAUUGAAUUGACGGCAUGGUCUGGCGAUAAUAUUCUGGGGGAUAUUGCUAUCGAUGAUCUGAAGUUGUUGGAUGCAGCAUGCACUGAAUCCUGUGUUGAUGUCACGACAACACCAACGACAACGUCAUCACUUAUUAGCAGUACUACGCUGCCUGCAUCCUCAUCACAAAAUACGACUGCUUCGCCUGUAGAUGCUACGACACCAUCAUCGGGAUUAUCAGAUCUGACAAGGAUGAUUAUCUACAUCAGUGUAAUUCCUGUUGGGGUACUUUUCAUUGGAGUAACUGUGGCCUGUAUUUGCUAUAGGUCAAGGAAAGGGAAGGAAGUAUAUAAGCCAGACAUUGAGGUGAAUCACACCAACGAAGGAUUUGAUGAAAACGGCGAGGAGGUCUACCACGAACUGGACGACAACACUAUGCUUGAAAACGCUCAUAAUGAUUAUACUGUUCCUACGAGUACAUUACCCUCCAACAAAGAUGGUGAUACCAUCCAAUAUGCCUAUUCAACCUCUGGAGCAGCUAAUGCCUUUAGGGAAAGUAAAGCAGAAGAUCCAGAUGCUGGGGCGUACACACGAUUACAACGUCCCACAGACGAGGAUGCUGCUUCUGUUGACAGCAAUUACCUCGAACCUGUAGCUGGCCCCGAUGACGGUAGUAGUGGCAUUGCACGGAACCUCGACAACAGAGAUUCAUUGGACACAUUUCAUUCCGGGAUAGACAGAGAUGGGGGCAGUGUUCCUCAUAGUCCAGACUGGUUAAACCAGAAUGUCCCAACACCAAAGCAAUGUGGACCACUUUAUCUAACAGCAAUCCAUAAGCCAUAGGUAUUUUAUUGAUGUGCAAAUAUACUUUUCUGCUUUGAGCCAAUGUGUGUUUGGGGCGGUUGGGUAGCUUAGUGGUUAAGGCGUUCGUUCGUCACGCGGAUAACCCGGGUUCAAUUCCUCAUAUGAGCACCAUGUGUGAAGCCCAUUCCUGGUGUCUCCCGCCGUGAUAUUGCUGGAAAAUUGUUAAAAGCGGCGUAAAACAAUAAUCACUCACUCACUAUGUUUGUUUAUUAUAUUCAAAAGUAUACGGUGUUCAAUAACUAAAUACGAUUGGAUAAAGAACUAUUUUGUAAGGAGUCUUUUUUGUAUUGGGACAGGCAUAAUGAAAUUAAAAGAAGAAAGUUCAGCCAAACAUCGUUGUAUCGAAGUUGGAGGGACAUACGUAAACACUUCGAGCUAACCAAGACCCGGCACAAACGCUUAAUCCUUUGAGGAAACUCAUUAAAGUUCGACACAACGGGUUUUGGCGGCUGUUAUUAUAAUUUCAGCAGAUGAAGGAAUCAUAAAAUGCCAAGUUUGGCAACCUACCCCACUGGAAACAUAAUAACGUUUAUUACAGAAAAACGAUUGAAUACAAGCGUCAAUACAAGGGAUUAACCAGUCAUCAAAUUAUAAAAUACGAAAAUAUAUAAUACUUCUGCUUUGUGCUUAAAAGAUAUUAAACCGGUACAAGGAUUCGUGUGUAUUCAAAUCACAAACUUUCAUGAUAACUCCUGUCGCCUUGAAAUCAGUCCUAAAAGAGACGACUGAAUGAUCCCGAAAA